AUGGAUUUGGGUAACUUGAAUCCCUCCGCCAACCAAUUGGAUGGCGUCAUCCGUAGACCUUCGCUAUCCUCGUUGUCUUCUGCUUCCGGCUACGAUCUGUCUCAUUACACCGCGCAGAAUCAGCCUCUGGCUGCGUUGCCGCAGGGUACGCAACUGAGAAUGUCCACCGGUCUGAACAAAGUUUACCUGGGCAUGCUGAACAACUCCAGCAACACCAACCUAGUUUCUGCCAGCACUAUCGUCGCGACCGACGUCGGGCCAUGGGUGGAGCAACAAAAGCAACAGCAGUCUCUUAACGUUCAUUCGUUGGACAACGGCAAGAAGGAAUUGCCAGACAAACUCUCUGGUUCUACUGUGGAGCCCGUCUUGACCAUGACACCCACCAUUGCCUCCAGCACAGCUAACGACUCUCUUGUUGGCGAGGAUGAUGUCGACGACGAUGAUGUUGACGACGAUGAUGAGCUCAUUCCUACUGCCAUCGUCAUAAAGAAUAUUCCCUUCGCUAUCAAAAAGGAGCAGUUGUUGGACGUGAUGACCAAGCUCGGCUUGCCCUUGCCUUAUGCCUUUAACUACCAUUUCGAUAAUGGCGUUUUCCGUGGUCUUGCUUUUGCAAACUUCACUUCCACCGAUGAAACCUCGGCGGUUGUCAACCGCCUUAAUGGUCGUGAGAUUGGUGGUCGUAAGUUGCGUGUAGAAUACAAAAAGAUGCUCCCCGUCCAAGAAAGAGAAAGAAUUGAGCGCGAGAAACGUGAGAAGCGCGGCCAAUUGGAAGAGCAACACCGUUCUGCCUCGAACGCCUCGUUGGCUUCCUUGGUUUCCGUGACUUCCACCACUGCCGCAACAAAAAACUUGAGCGUCAAUGGACAGAACUAUAUGUCCCAAACCGAACGUUUGUUUGCUCAGUAUCCCUCUGCUGCCAACAAGUUGCCUCUUCCGCCAGCUGAGUUGGACUUCAACGAUCCUGAAGUUUUGGAGCUCUUCUCUCAGUUGCUUACUUAUAGAGACGACAACUCCAAGCUCAUUUUUGAGUUGGCCUUCCCUACUACUUUAAACAUAAACCAACGCAAAACUUUAUCGCUCACGUGCCAAUUUUUGAAUUUGUUGGAGCUUUUUGACAAUGGUCUCAUCAUUAUUCGGAGAAAACCAGGACAACAAUCUAUUCAGCAGAGACAACAGCAAAGCGCGUCAUUCAACCAGGCACAUGCUCUGCAGAUGCAACAAUCUAACCAAAACCAGUCUUCUGGCGGCGGUGUCCUUGGAGGACACCAACAGAUCCCAAGCCUGGUCUCUGGUCUGAACGCUGCGGUCAGUAACGUUGUCUCUCUGCAUUCUUCUUCGAUGAUGAACCUUAAUCAAAUCCCUGCGCUCCUUGGUUCGUAUGGCGGCAGUGCCAAUAACUCGGUUCCACAUGCUCCAGAAUUGUUGAGAUCUCAAUCCCAAUCAGCCUUGCAAAUCCCAAGAACCAGACAGCAGACUUCCACUCCUAUCCAAGCGCUGUACUCUCAAUACCAGACCUCCGGACAGCCACAAAAGCAGGUUUCUGGAUCAGGCAAGUAUGCUAAUUUUGGUGUUUACAACCAAAGCCCAGCAUCGGUAAGUGGCUCUGGCCAAGCUCAGUUAGGAACACCCACUUCUUCCAGUGCCGCAGCCUUGUUGAGAUCUUCAAACAACAGAUCCUAUGUGGAUGUCAGAUCAACUUCAAACUUGAAUAACUCAUUCCAAUCUGCGUCAGCAGCAGGAUCCCCUACCCCUCAAAACCAAGCUCUCUUGUACCAACAACCAGGUUACUUCUUGGGUAACCAAGUCGGCCAAGUGUCGCAAGUGAGUCAACCAUCUACUCCCGGCGGAAACAAGGAUUUGCACAACCGCUUCUCACAGUUUGGACAACACAACUCGAGUAGUAUGGUAUCCUUGCAGCCCUCGAGCUCUUUGAAUGACGAAUACCAACUAGGCGAGCCAUUGGCCAGCAAAUUGAGCUCUCUCAAUUUGAGCUCUGCGUAUGACCAGCAGAAAGCCGGCAGCGGAAUUUGGGGUUACAAGCGAUGA
Messenger RNA from Australozyma saopauloensis, 2046 nucleotides. RefSeq names its product Pin4p (gene PIN4). The coding region runs from base 1 to 2046 and encodes 681 amino acids. Gene Ontology annotation, cellular component: ribonucleoprotein complex; nucleus; cytoplasm. Gene Ontology annotation, molecular function: mRNA binding. The record is from RefSeq and is a predicted model, not a curated record. NCBI's taxonomy places the organism in Eukaryota, Fungi, Ascomycota, Pichiomycetes, Serinales, Metschnikowiaceae. The transcript has a single exon.